AUGGGCGUUCUUGGCAGCAAUGUCACUGAGUGGUCGGUGUCCCUGGUGCUGCUGGGGAUGUUGGGGGCGUCACAAGCAUGCCGCCUCAGCACCCGCUACGACGAGAACAGCGGAGAGGUCCUGAUAGUGUCCAACGAAGCUGCCAGAACCACCUCACCACCCACGUUUAACGGCGGUACUGAGUCUACCAAACAGGUUUUUCGGACUGAGGAGAGAGUGUAUGACAACUACGCGUUCGUCACCGACCAGACGCGGUAUGCAGGAAUCGCUGCACGCUACUGGCUGUUCUCCGACGGAAGAUUCGUACGCGUCCAUUCCAACGUUCCUCUCUUCAUUGACCAAAACACAGAUCAGUCACCGGAUGUAUUGUGUUUCACGGCUAAGAACGAGAGUCCCUACCCAGAAGACCGACCAGACAACCUCUUACACUGGGAUAUAUGCUCAUUCGGAAACGCAAGGCAGGCCCACGAAUACGCAGUCCAGAACUACCUGGGUAAGCCGACGGGAGUUUCAGACGAGCGUAUGGUCAGACACCCGGUCUGGGCCACACUGGCGCGUUACGACAUCGGCGACAACGACUCUUUACUAAGGGACCUGGCCAACGAGAUAAUCGCCAAUGGAUUCAAGAACAGCCACAUCGAAAUAGACGACAUUUGGGAGACCUGCUACGGCAGCCUCACGCUCGACCCAAACCUCUUCCGGGACAUACGAGCUCUCACAGAUGAAUUAUACGCUCUGGGCUUCCGCGUGACGCUGUGGGUUCACCCAUUUGUGAACCGAGGCUGCGAGCCAUACUAUUCGGAAGCCGUGGAGAAGGGCUACCUUGUGUCCAACGUGAUCGGCAGCACCAUCACACGCUGGUACCAUGGAGUCACCGGUGUUGUCGACUUCACCAAUCCUGAGGCAGUGGUUUGGUGGACCAAUCGACUGUGGGCGCUUCGCAACGAGUCAGGGAUCGACUCGUUCGAUUUUGACUAUGGCGAGGUAAGUUUCUUGCCGAAGCCGUCCAGCAUAGAGCCCAUAGAUCGAAACCCAGUGGUCUUCAGCGACGCGUAUGCGAAGGUGAUCUCGCAGUUCGGGCCCAUGGUGCAGAUGGAGACCAGCGUGGAGAACAAGCAGCUGCCCAACUACUUCGUGAUGGACAAACUGAGGAGCGACUGGAGCAACCAUCAUGGUAUCAAGACGCUGAUACCCAAGCUGCUGCAGCUCAACGUGGUCGGCUACCCUUUCGUUAUCGGAGAGAUGGUGGGCGGCGGCAACAGCAAGACGUGGUCCGACUUGUACGUACGCUGGCUUCAGGCCAGUGUCUUCAUGCCGACGCUGGAGGUGUGCCGCUGCCUGACCGAGCUGCACACGCAGUACGCGCCGCGCAUCGUGGAGCUGAUGCAGAAGGCGGUGGAGGGCGGCACGCCGGUCAACCUGCCCGUCUGGUGGCUCGACCCCACUGACUCCACGGCACAGACCAUCGACUCAGGUAUGACAUACAGGUUUCCUAUAGACGUCCUGGUGGCGCCGGUGCUGUACCGCAACACGGUGCGCCGUGACAUCUACCUGCCGAAGGGCACCUGGAGGGACGAGGCCGACCCACAGCACCUCACCACACAGGGCCCCACCUGGCUCCGCAAAUACCCUGCUCCUCUCAACACUCUGCCGUACUUCACCAGGAUCAGCUCCUCAUAG
This is a messenger RNA of Schistocerca gregaria, 1680 nucleotides long. Its product is annotated as myogenesis-regulating glycosidase-like. Gene Ontology annotation, biological process: carbohydrate metabolic process. The coding region runs from base 1 to 1680 and encodes 559 amino acids. The record is from RefSeq and is a predicted model, not a curated record. Gene Ontology annotation, molecular function: hydrolase activity, hydrolyzing O-glycosyl compounds. Lineage: Eukaryota; Metazoa; Arthropoda; Insecta; Orthoptera; Acrididae. The transcript is spliced from 6 exons.